Cavenderia fasciculata is the source of this 1188-nucleotide messenger RNA. RefSeq names its product tryptophanyl-tRNA synthetase (gene trpS). Gene Ontology annotation, biological process: tryptophanyl-tRNA aminoacylation. Gene Ontology annotation, molecular function: ATP binding; tryptophan-tRNA ligase activity. The transcript has 4 exons. The record is from RefSeq and is a predicted model, not a curated record. The coding region runs from base 1 to 1188 and encodes 395 amino acids. NCBI's taxonomy places the organism in Eukaryota, Evosea, Eumycetozoa, Acytosteliales, Cavenderiaceae. Gene Ontology annotation, cellular component: cytoplasm.
AUGACAGAUACAAAUCAACCAACAGUUGAGUCAUCACAAGAAGAAGAGGGAACACAAGAAAUUACACCAUGGACAGUAUCAUCAACCAAAGGAAUCAACUAUGACAAGUUGAUUGAUCAAUUUGGUUCAACUAAAAUUCAUCAAGAUCUAAUUGAUCGUUUUGAACGUCUUACAAAAAAGAAAGCUCAUCAUUUUUUGAAAAGAGGUAUCUUUUUUUCUCAUAGAGAAUUUAAAGAGAUUUUAGAUUGUUAUGAACAAGGUAGAGGACCAUCAAGUGGAUCAUUACAUUUUGGUCAUCUUGUACCAUUUAUUUUCACCAAAUACCUUCAAGAGGUAUUCAAUGUACCAUUGGUCAUUCAAAUGACAAACGAUGAAAAGUUUUUAUGGAAAGAUAUUACAUUGGAGGAAUCUAUUCAUUACACUGUCGAAAAUGUAAAGGAUAUUAUUGCUCUUGGUUUUGAUAUUGAAAAAACUUUCAUCUUUUCAAAUUUGGAUUAUAUUCAAUAUUUAUAUCCAAAUGUUGUUAAAAUUGGUAAAUGUGUUACUUUAAAUCAAGUAAAGGGAAUUUUUGGAUUUGGAGAUAGUGAUUCAUGUGGUAAAUUUGCAUUUCCACCAAUUCAAGCAGCACCAAGUUUUCCAGAUUCAUUCCCACAUAUCUUUGGUAAAUAUGGUGAUCAGAUAAAAUCUAUUAGAUGUUUGAUUCCAUGUGCUAUCGAUCAAGAUCCCUAUUUUAGAAUGACACGUGAUGUUGCUUCUCGUCUUGGUUACCAAAAGCCAUCUUUGAUUCAUAGCAAGUUUUUCCCUGCCCUUCAAGGUCACAAUACAAAGAUGAGUGCUUCCGAUCAAAACUCGGCAGUCUAUCUUUCAGAUACCCCUCAACAAGUAAAGGACAAGGUUACCAAACAUGCCUUUUCAGGUGGUCGUGAUACCAAAGAAGAACAAGAAAAGUUUGGUGCAAAUUUAGCAGUUGAUGUUCCCUAUGAAUAUUUAACUUACUUUUUAGAAGAUGACGAUGUUUUAUCAAAUAUUGCAGAGAAAUAUUCAACAGGAAAAAUGUUAACUUCUGAAGUUAAAAGUUAUUUGAUUAAUAUUAUGAAUCAAAUGAAUCAACAACAUCAACAAGCAAGAUCAAUGGUUACCAAUGAUAUUGUUAAAGCUUUCAUGUCUAUUAGACAAUUAAAUUAUUAA